AUGGAACCCGAUACUGAAACUGCCCGUCAUGAGCUUGCACAACACAUGAACCUAGAUAAUAUUGAAGGAAGUGCCGCUUUUUACCCUGAGACGCAAAGCUUGCUAGUUACACCUCCGCAAAUGAAAAAUAAUAUAUUUGGGGCAACCGAAGCUAUUGCAGAGACGCAAGAUAAAAACAGUUUUUAUAAAAGCCCUAGUUACAACCCCUUGGAAUCACAGUUUCAACCCACGGAUAUACAUGAACUCUCAUCUAACAGCAUGUAUGUCUAUACGUCAUCGGGAUCAUCUUCUAAUAUCGGAUCACCGCUAUCUCCUCAAGGAUACCUCAACCCUUUCGGAUAUAAUUUGAUGGUUCCUGAGUGGUCGCUACCAGGACAAAAUUCUACCGAAAAUUUCAGCAUCAAACCCGGGUUUUUGUGUCAAGGAAGCAGUGAGCUGAGCUAUUUAGCUCAGACCCUGGAGGAGUUUUCACCGAAAGAAAAAACUAUAAAAUCUACUAACAAUAUAUUUCUAGAAACAACCUCGACUCAAAAUUCACAGUAUAUCAAUGAAAACAAAUUAAUUUUUCAAGCUGAUCCUAAUGAGGUAAAACCUGCUGACCUGCAGAUAUUUUCAACACUCACACACGAAAACAAAAUUUACCAACCGGAGAAUGGAAAAUGCACGUCCCUUGUCAACACUAGCUCUCCUUAUCUUUCUUCAGCUUCGCCGUUGUGUCAGGAAAUUUCUCCUAUAAUCCAUCAUGACCGAGUAAACAAGCUUGGAAACGUUGAUCAUUCAGUAAAAACAAAAUGCACAUAUCCAGAUUGUGGAAAAAUCUUUAAGGACCUUAAGGCUCACAUGCUGACCCAUCAGAAUGAACGCCCAGAAAAAUGCCCUAUCGUGACUUGCGAAUACCACGUUAAGGGGUUUGCAAGAAAGUAUGACAAAAAUCGGCAUACUCUAACACAUUUUAAGGGCACAAUGAUAUGUGGCUUUUGUCCUGAAACAAAGCCUUCCACCAAAAAGGCCUUUAAUCGUGCAGAUGUUUUUAAACGACACUUAACAUCUGCUCACGCUGUAGAGCAAUCCCCUCCCAACUCAAAGAGGAAGGUCUCAAAAUCAGAAGUCUCCGAUAGACAUGGAAAAGGCCUAAAACAACCAUCAAAAGCAUCCGGAAAAUGCUCCACAUGUUUAGAAAUUUUUGGCAGCGCUCAGGACUUUUAUGAGCAUCUUGAUGAUUGUGUACUCCAGACAGUACAGAGACAAGACCCGUCGGAGGUUAUUAACAUAGCCCGUCUAGCCGAGGUUGAGCAUGACCAGGACGUCCAAGAUACAUUGAGAAUGAAUGCAGUUAUGUCCAUACCAAAGUCUGAUGGGCUUCAAAUCGAAGAUUUGUCUAAAAAUGAAUUCGGACAUGUCUAUCCUAAAAACUUGGCAUCGCAAAAACACCGAACUGCACAAAAGACGUUGGAAAAUUCUCGCAAGCUUAAACGGCGACCACACUCUAAAUUCUUAGCUGUACAGAAUAUCAAGAGCAGUAAAAGAGGCAAAGAACUCCCGCUUUCUUGGGCCUGUCCAUCUCAAAUUAAAUCUAAAAAGAGGGUUCUGUGCCUCUUUAAUGGGCCUCGACGGUUUUGGAAAGACGAGAUUAAUCUUGAUAUUAAUCAUAAAUCUGAGCUAAAAUUAGAUUCAAAUCAUAAUUUUUUGGGUGGUAUUGAUGCACAAACAUUGCAUCGAGCAAAUUCUAUGCACACUGCUGCUGAAGAAAAUCCUGACCUAUAUCUCUCAGGGGAUAUAAGUAGCUUAUUCUUCAUGAAAUCAAAACAUAGGGAAAGUAUGCAGUCCUCUUCUACAUGA
This is a messenger RNA of Blumeria graminis f. sp. triticale, 1839 nucleotides long. NCBI's taxonomy places the organism in Eukaryota, Fungi, Ascomycota, Leotiomycetes, Helotiales, Erysiphaceae. The record is from the annotation of a GenBank genome assembly.